AUGCCCUUCUCUUCCUCCUCCGCCACCCCCGAGGUGUCCACCACUCCGCUCGCCGAUUACUUCUGGAUAGCCGGCGUGGAUGGCUCCGAGGUCCUGGAAACCUAUCAGCGAUUGGGCGAUGAAUACCGUGCCAACAGUGCCACCUCCCCCGGUCCCGCCUUUGCGGACACCAUCGAGGAGGAUGCCGACGCCGAGGAGGCCCACGACCCUCGCCUCGACGGUCUCUCGCGCCCCGGCUCCGUUGUCGGCUUCCGUAACUCCUUCCAACGCUUCUCCAUGCGCUCCGGCGAUUCGGACCCCAAUGAGAAUGGCUCCAGCAGCAGCAACCGCAGCAGCAUGACCAUCAAGGGCGCCCCGCAAUCGCCCCGCGCCUCCACCGCCGCCUUUUUCGAGGACUUUGAUUUCGACAAGGCCCUGUUCAAGUUCGCUUCCGAACGGGAGUCCUUCCUGUCUGAUCUGAGUCUGAGCGCCGGCGCCAUUACCUCCUCGUCCCGACCCCGCUCCCGCUUACGCACCCAGAAGAUCACAGCCGAUGAGAACGCGCAGUCCCCCGGUCUGCUGCGUUCGGGGAUUGGGAGUGUGCGACGACACAUGGCGUUUCGCGAUAUGAACAGUAUGAAGCGACAGCCUUCUGUCGCGCGACAAGCGUCGAUCCGCACCUCUCGCCGUCUGAGCAACUACAACUCGGUCAUCCCCGUCCCCCAGCCCCUCGAGAUCUCCCCCACCAUGCACCCCCUGAAACGGAGGUUCGAGCCCGUCCUCCUCGACCGAUAUCCCCCCAAGGCCAUGUCCGAUGAACACAAGGUGCGGGGAAAUUUCCCCGACUACGUGCCCAUGUUCGCCUUCCCCAACGACAUCAACGUCGUGUCCUCCGACCAGCGCCCCCGUUCCACCUGGCACGGUUUCGCUAUGACGACGGACAAUGGCUCGCGCCUGCACGCCAUCUGCGUGAUCAUGUGGAUCCCCCUGAACCCGCAGGCCGCCGAGGAGUUAGAGAAACGCUGCGAGGAGUGGCGCAAGGACAACAUGACCGACGAGGAACGGGAGCUGGCGGCCAGUUUGGGCGAGCGACUGGCCUCGGAACGGGCCAAACUCUCCCGCCUGCUUGCCCAGCUUCCCACGGUUCCCUCCGGGUCUGACUCGCGAGAGCAACUGGAGGACGAAAUCAGCGCCGUGGAGGAGAAGAUCGGCCUGAUGACCGAUCUCCUGCGCCCCGUCCGCCACGCUGCGGCCUCCAAGAUCGAAGGCUUGACCGACGGUGACACCGGGUUCUGGAUCCCCCGCGCGUACGGCAUCCUGGGCCGGGAGGAGAACAUGACCAGCUUCUGGAAGGAAUGGCUGAAGGCGGUCGUCGUGCCCAUGACCGAUGGCGGGGUGCAGCGAGUCCCGCAGAGCUCCCCUCGUCUGGGCGUCUGGCAGCCCCUGGAGCGAUAUGUGAUGAACCUGUGCACAGAGGCCUUCAGUCCCAACUCGUCCAAGACCCAGGUCGAGCUCUCCGUCCGGGAGCUGCGACUCUUCGCGCGCAAGGAGGCCACCAACGAGCUGCCCGGCUCGCGCAACACCGACCUCUACGCGCUGUUCCGCACCCUGUCGCUGGCAAACAUCAUCAUCCUGCUCGAAUACGCCCUGACCGAGUCCCGCAUCAUCUUCCUGUCGUCCCACACCUCGAUGCUCUACCUCGCCACCCGAGCCCUGGUGGAUCUGCUGUUCCCGAUCACCUGGUGCGGCGUGCUGAUCCCCGUCCUGCCCGCGCGGUUGAUUCAGGCCCUGGAGGCCCCCUGUCCCUACAUCGUCGGUAUCGAACGCCGGUACGAGAAGGUCGAACUGCCGUCCGAUGACUUCGUGCUGGUGGACCUCGACUCCGACAUGAUCGAGAGCACCAUCCAACCGACCCCGCUGCCCCGUCAUCAGCGGCGCAAGCUCCUGUCCCUUCUCCAAUUGGCGGCCCCCCACCACAGCCGGUGCGGCGUGCCCACGGGCCCUCCCGCCUACGCCGUCGAGGCGUUCCCGUAUGAUUCCUUCAUGUCGGAGAACUCCUCCGUUUUCACCUCCAAGGCCCAGCCGACCCAGUUGGCCAAAUACGUCAGUCUCAACUCGAGCUCGUUCGGCCCGCAGACCGUCCCGCCGACCGCCUAUCCACCCCUCAUCUUCAAUGCCUACCUGCACGCGCGAUACGAGCAGGCGCCGUCGCGGGGGUACUCCUCCAAGGGCUCCGACCGACCGGGCACGAGCUCGACCACCAAGACCGGGUCGCCCCCUUCCCCGCGGGACUGUUCGCCCACGUCCGGUCACUUCCCGCCGAUGCCCACGACGCCCAACUCCCGGAACGAUUCGGGCAUGGCGCUCCAGGCGUCGCUGCGGGAGAAGCGCUCGGGCCAUUUCGACGCGGCCUCCCGACGGAGUUCGUCCUUUGGCAUGGAGAUGCGAGGCAUCCCGCGACGGCCCAGUGCGCCGUUCCUGGGCCACGCGCCGAACCUGUCCGUGACGACCUUGAACACGGACUACAACCCCAGCUCGACGUACGCCCCGUCGGUGUACGCCCAGUCCACCGUGGCGGCCUCGACGAUCGUGCCCCAGGCGACCGUCCAGCCGAUCCACAACGCCGAGGGUACGUGCUGGAUCGAGGGCCAUUGCAUGCAGGUGCAGCCGUGGGACGAGCGCGCCGUAUGCGCCGUGUGCGACGACCGGGCCGAGGAGGGCAUGUACAAGUGCAGCGCCUGUCAGGCCGUGGUCCACAACCGGUGCGCGCUCCAGAUUUGUUUGGUCUGUCCGGCGGCAUUCUAUCCCGACCAGGUGCGGGCCGCCUUUGUCCGGUGCUUUGCCAGUUUGUUCUACACCUAUAAGAAGUUUCUGCAGCCUGCGUCUGGUGAUAAGCGCAAGGCGGGUCUUACGUACAGCUUUAAUAUGGAGGCGUUUAUGAAGGGGUUGCCGGGGGAGCAUGCGGAAUACAUUGCGAUUCUUCAGCAGACACAGGGGUUCAACCAAUUCAUCAGCGAUCGGGAGAUGAUGAAUCCCAAGUCCAAGGACCCCCGUAUGACGUUGUUCGACGAGAUCGUGCUCUCCAAGCGCAAUCGCGGCCGGUCGUCGAUCUUCUCCAGCCGGAGUACGACCGACUUCCUGUCCGACACCUCCAACCACCUUUGGCGGACCGCGAGUGCCACGUUCGCCGCGGGGAGUCGGGGUCAGAAUAGCAUGGCCGGGGAUUAUACGCGUGUCGCUAUCCGAGCACCGGCCAAAUUGGAUACCAGUCUUAUGAAAGAACCCCGCAUGAUCCACGGAGCUCCGCGAGUGUCAAAGGCGGCGAACACGGCUCGGAGAAAGCCGCUUCCUAAGCUCAUGAGCGGGCUGGCCAUUUCACCCCCGUAA
Messenger RNA from Aspergillus campestris IBT 28561, 3366 nucleotides. RefSeq names its product dDENN domain protein. NCBI's taxonomy places the organism in Eukaryota, Fungi, Ascomycota, Eurotiomycetes, Eurotiales, Aspergillaceae. Bases 1 to 3366 code for a protein of 1121 amino acids. The transcript has 4 exons. Gene Ontology annotation, biological process: regulation of Rab protein signal transduction. Gene Ontology annotation, cellular component: cytoplasmic vesicle. The record is from RefSeq and is a predicted model, not a curated record.